This is a messenger RNA of Alosa sapidissima (American shad), 1979 nucleotides long. Its product is annotated as ephrin-A2-like. Gene Ontology annotation, molecular function: ephrin receptor binding. The record is from RefSeq and is a predicted model, not a curated record. The transcript is spliced from 4 exons. Gene Ontology annotation, cellular component: plasma membrane. Gene Ontology annotation, biological process: ephrin receptor signaling pathway; axon guidance; osteoclast differentiation. Lineage: Eukaryota; Metazoa; Chordata; Actinopteri; Clupeiformes; Clupeidae. The coding region runs from base 1257 to 1892 and encodes 211 amino acids.
CCUGCGCGAGGCGCUGACUCUGAAUGGAGCGAGAGCUAGUACGUAGUCGCCGCGCGAGGCAUGUGCUGAAGCAAGGAGAGAGAACGCGCGCAACAGAAAAUCCACCGUGACUCUGGGGAAAAAAUCACGCUAGCUCCACCGGGCUGAACAACAGUCCAGCACCACUGUUGAGGAGGCACCAGUCAUGGAGCAAUGCCGGCGCGUUCUCGACCUCGGCAGCAGCACCGCACCACACCGCGACAGCAGCAGCAACUCUUCAAGUGAUGCGGUGUCUGAUUCCUGUCCUUGCCUCUCGCGUUGGUAACAGUCCGGUGGAAACGGGGCAGUCAAGCAUAAAGGAGAAUAACUUGCAAUUGUCAACUUUUCAGUGAGAGGGCGGCGAAGCAGCGCACAUAGGUGUGACCAUUUCAUUUCUGCUUUGAGACUGUGACGGAGGGAGCACGGGACGUUUGUCGACUUCCAGAGGUUUUGAUGUAAUUGCAGUCUACAGUGGAAAUGUUUCGCCUUUGAUAGUUUCAGCUGAGGUAGCUGGCUGCUGGAGAAACUGAACGGACUUCCACUGCAUGUGCUGCAGGCUACCCACAGCAUUUCAACAACAGUCCGCUGAACCUGGCUUUGAUUUUCAUGUGCGCGCCGAUGCGUGGAAUUCAAUGUUGUGAUUCAUGGAAGUGAGCGACUGCAAGCUUAAGCACUAUUGACUGACUGGAUGGUAACCAGUUAAUGAGUAGCGUCAAAGAAGAGGGGAGUUUAAGUUGAGUCUGCCGGGGCUGGCGAGGAAUGGAUCGGAAGGACAGCUGCGAGCGCUUGUGGUUCUUGUGAUGGACGUGUCAAACAUCGCGCAUGGCGUUAAAAUAAUGUCGAUUCCUCCCAUUUAUUGGAUCAAGUGGAUUUUAGUCGAUAUGGUGUCAAUUGUUUCUGAAAAAUUGAGCCACGGAUCGACCUAACGCGACGGAUCAUUUGCCCACUAUUCUGAAGAACGGUGCACGGCAACUUACCGGUUUAUGCCGCUGUAUCUCCUCGUGAAUCGUAUUUUACGAGGACACUGAAUUUUCUGAAAUUUUAUUUAAGUAUUUCCACUUGUUACCCGUUUAUUCUUCAUAGCGCCAGGUGGAACUCGGACGGGGAUUUCCGCCACAGAAAGCCUUUAAUCUCAAUAUCAAAAGUAAAGAAACUUGUGAAUAGUUAAUAUCACGCAUCAUCCACACCAUCCGUUGUGUGUUAAGAACUACAGCAGCCUUAUUCCCCUCUUAAGCAGCAUGGACAAGAACUAUAUGGCAUAUCAAAUGGAGUUGUCGCUGCUGCUCGUCGCCCUGUUAUCGUGGGUCGCGGUGUGGGCAGACGAUAGCAAGAUGAUCUCGGACCGAUACGGGGUCUACUGGAACAGCACGAAUCCCAGAUUCCUUCACGGGGAGUACACAGUAGAGGUCAGCAUCAACGACUACCUGGACAUCUACUGCCCGCACUACGAGGUGGAGCUGGUGCCUCAGGAGCGUAUGGAGCGCUACAUCCUCUUCAUGGUCAACUACGACGGCUACACCACCUGUGACCACCGCAUGAAGGGCUUCAAGCGCUGGGAGUGCAACCGGCCCCUCAGCGCUAACGGCCCACUCAAGUUCUCCGAGAAGUUCCAGCUCUUCACCCCCUUCUCCCUCGGCUUCGAGUUCCGGCCAGGACACGAGUACUACUACAUCUCGUCUCCACACCCCAACCUGGCAGGGAAGCCAUGUCUGAAGCUGAAGGUGUACGUCAAGCCUACCAAUGACUCUCUGUAUGAGUCUCCAGAGCCCUUUCUGACGGACGACAGUGCGAGUGGAGGCAGCGCUGGUCUCUCCCCACGGCUCUCCAUCACACUCGCCAUGCUGCUGAUGCUGCUGCUGGGCUCGUCGUCAUAGCAGCGCUGCUGAUGCUGCUGCUGGGCUCGUCGUCAUAGCAGCGCUGUGACCUGCCCCCUCCUGACCCCUCCCCAAACCCCCACCCAA